AUGAUGGAUCGGACCGACGAUUCCUUCAUCUCGCCGACCAAGCCGACACGAUCGGUCCACGGUAUCGAUCUGCACCUACAGACUCACUCGAGCAUGACGCCUCCUCCCACCUUUGGCGCACCUGUCUUCCACAAAUCGCCUUUCGCCUCGUGGAUGGACCAGCUUCCCUCGGCACCGGCCACCGACUUGCGCCCGCAGCCGGUUUCAAUACCCCGCUCACAUGCUUUCUCCUCGCUGGCACCUCUCUCGAAACUCUCGCCAACACAGGAAAGUGCAGCCAUGGAGAUGAGCGCCCAAGAAGACGAACAGAUCGUUGCCUUUGGCAGCAUCAAGAGGACCGUACCCCUGCAGCACCUUCCAUCAUUUGCAAGCCCACCGGAGAAUGUCGCUGCUCCUCUCGCAAACACAGACCACGAUAUGUGGCAUCACCGCGGUAUCAGCAACGGCUCGGGAUCCGACGGAAGCUCUGCAUCCGUCUCUGCCGGCAUCGAGCUCAACUCCGUCGCUGGUCCCUCCUCGCAGCCCAUGCUACGCGCAGGCUCGCGCGAAGACCACGACCCCACCAACACCUGGCCUCGUCCACGCACUCUCUUUGGCUCCUCAGACUCACAUCGCAGACUCAACGACGUCGAGAUGGACAUCGACUCGGACCAAGACCAAGACGACGCCGACGCACAGGCACCCGCUUCGCCAUCCCCUCUCUGCGAGCAGCCUGAAUUCUUGGAUCCGGCUUCGGCAUUCAAUCUCGAUCUCGGAGAGCCCAUGCUUCAACCGGGUACGCGCCCAACACACCGGCUGUGUCGCAAUCCCUCUUCUUCGCGCAGCACCCAUACCCUCGCCAGUGUUUCAUCUCAAUCCUUGUCCGGCGCGACUCAGCGAGCUCGUCCACCACGGUCGCGUCUGCCUUCCUCUAACGGUUCAUCCAUGCACCAGCUCGCCACUCCCGACCGCCAACGCUCCACGACCAGCGGCAACAUGGACCUCGACGAAGAAGUGCAGACCACUUCCUACUCUGCUGUCCACGCCAUGUCCUCGACUCAACAGCGCGUUCCUAACCGCACACGAGCCUCCUCCUCGGCCGCGCUCCAGCGGCCCCUCACCGAAUUCCUCACUCCCCGCAGCGCCAGCGCCUCCGCUGGUCUUGCCGAUAAGCUGCCUGGCGUGGCCAACCUGUUCGAGUUCGCCACUCAACCACGUCCUAUCAUACGCUCCGCGGACCGUGAUGCCGAUUCAACCCCUCUGCGCGACCACAGGCGCAGGCCCGCGAAUCUCUCCAUGAGCUCAUUUCCGACCGCCAAGCUUUUUGGGGACGAGAUCGAGGCCGCCGCCAAGUCAUCCAGCCGUGCAGGCUCCGGCGUGUCCAAGCCAGAUUACGCGCCGCCGCAUGCUCUCGGCCUCACGUCAACCCCGGCACGGCGCAAGAGCGCAUCCGCACGUGGUCUAAGUAGCUCUUCGACGCCAGCUUACCUAGAGACGCCGCAGUUUGCCACUCCGCAUCGCCUUUUUGGCGAGCAUCCCUCCAACACGCCAGCCGACGACAGUGGUGUCGCAUUCGCCGAUGGAGACCAAAGUGUCAAGAGCAAUAGGAAGAGGUUCGGUCCGUUUUUGGCCUCAACCGCGAAGGACUCGCCGCUGUCAUCCUCGGCAAUCGGCAGCAAAGUGCUCGAGGAUUUACCCUCGCCCUCUCAAAAUGCCCUCCGCCGUCACGAGACUAGCUUCCAUCGCGAUUCACCCGCCCCGCGACCGUCGAGCCGAGCCAUCCUCCACCAGUUCGGUCCCAAAGAGCGAUCAUCCUUGAUGCACGAGACGCGAUUCUCCAAUUCGAGCGACAAUGGCUCCGUUGAGUCGUCGCCAGAUCCUAUCCCUCGCGUUCGGUCGAGGACCAGCAACUUCAGCGCCGCGAGCCCGGCACGACGAGCCCACGAACGCAGAAUCACCUCCGAGUCGAUUGAUCCCACCAGCCAGUACCUCACGCCGCAGAACUUCAGAAGCGUCAAGCCAUUGGCCGCAGCUUUCAUGUCGACGGGUCUCGUUUCCAAGCGAAAUCGCGCCCGAGAGAACUCGGAAGGUGCUGACGGUGCAUCUGAAGCUUUCCCACUCCCUCCCAAGGCUCCCAACUUCGGACAAGCGCUUGGUCUGCGUGAGGUUGUUGCGGCCGCGUCCGCGCAUGCCUCCGCCAACGCAGACCGUGUAAGCAAUGCUAUGCCCGAUACGCCCGUCAAGAAGGCCACCUCGACUCCCUUGGUUCCGUUCCCCAAGUUCAAUCCUGCGCUUCGAGGCCAAGCUGGUGUCAACGCGUCCACUCUCGGCCCGUCUCCGCUUGGUGCUCAGUCGCCCGCCAUGGAAUCCCACGUGGGCCACAUCAUCACAGGAUCUCCAUUCGUUCCCGAGGAGAUUAACAGCCCUACCUUGAAUCUGAUGCACCUUGGCGUCCCGAACGCUAGCACACCAGCAGCCAUGUCUGCUCGACAUACCUCGGCGUUUUCCGACCUCCCUCGCAGUCGCAGGUUUCCGAACCGAGAUCUGCCAACGCUGGUGACCGACGACGUCACCGAGGACGAAGGCAACCUUUCCGAUGUGGUGCAUAGCCCGAGCAUCCAAUCUGGUCGCAUUCGGGAUGUGCAGCGACUGCAGAGAGGCAAGCGUUCCAUCAACACGCCCACCUCGAGUGCUGCGCCUGCGCCUGCACGCAAGAUGCUAUCCGUCGAUGUCGGCAAGGCUGCUGGUGCACCCAAAGCUCUCCGCGUGCGAUCUUCUGGUCUUGGCAAGCGCACCAUGAGCCGCAACGCGAGCUUCAACCGUGAUACCAGGAACGGCACUGACUCGAGCAAAGAGGGUGGCCACGACGCGCCACCGCCUGCCACACCGGUCACCACGACCUUCCUACUGCCCGGCGAGGCCAAUGUCGAACCAAUGACACCGAGGCGAAACCUCAAGUGGUUCGAAGCAGCGAACAUUCUGACCACGCCUUCGCCCUCGCGACGCCAGACCGCGCACAAACUGCGCGCGCACCGGCUCGAGCUGAUGCAGAACCGUCGCAAGUCUCGACUCUCAGAGGAAACUUCGACGUGCCAAGACACGCCGCAGAAGUCCACGGCAGGAGCUAGCUUCGGCGGAACCAGCCACGAAUCGACAACGGAUGUGCGCUUCAGAAGCAACGGGCACGGACAUCUUGAGACGGCUUUCACCAUCGAGGUGACACUCGGACAAGGCGAAUUCAGCGAGGUCCUCAAGGCGGUUUCGAAAUCGACUGGUUACGCCUAUGCGGUCAAGCGGAUGAAGAAGGCGUACAUGGGCCCGAGGGACCGUCUGCGAAGGCUCGAGGAGGUGGAUAUUCUGCGCACAUUGUCCACUUCGGGCAAACCGCAUGCCAACAUCGUGUCGCUGUUUGACGCAUGGGAGGAGCAGGGUCAUCUGCAUCUUCAGCUCGAACUGUGUCCGCUCGGCACGCUCGCGUUCUUCCUAGACGAGUACGGGGACCAAGUAGGUGCGCUGGAUGAGCCGCGUGUCUGGAAGGUGCUAGCAGAACUCUCGAGUGGAGUCGCAUACAUCCACAAUCACGGGAUCCUUCACCUGGAUCUGAAACCAGCCAACGUGCUCAUCACGGAGCACGGCACGCUCAAGAUUGGCGACUUUGGCAUGGCGACGCGCUGGCCGCUGGUGGAUGCCGAGACGACGCUGAGGGGAGCCCGACUGGACGACGAGCCGCACGGGCACGCCUUGGACCAGGUGGCUGAGGCUUGGCCGAGUCAUCACGGACUGGAGAGGGAAGGCGAUCGCGUCUACCUGGCCCCGGAGGUCAUCUUUGAAGGCCAAUACGGCAAGGCGGCCGACGUGUUUAGCUUAGGACUCAUCAUGCUCGAGGUAGCUGCCAACGUAGAGCUUCCGGACAACGGCGAUUCGUGGCAGAGGCUGCGUCACGACGAUCUGUCGGAGGUGGAUCUCAGCGAGAUCAGCGGACCGAUGCUGCGCGUGCUCGAAAGGCUGUUGUGCUCAGACCCCGAGCAACGCGCUAGCAUAGAAGAAAUUGUCGAGCUACCAACGCUGGCAUGUGUACGGACGAUCAUGUCGCGUGGGCUGUUGGCUUCGGAGAUGGAUCAGCUUCCCGAGUUCACGGACGGCAUGUCGACGUCCGGAUCGUUGGCGGCGAUGGCGGACAGCUCGUCACUGCACUCGAUGCCGAGCGAGCUGUCGAGCCGCACGCUCGGGCUGAGCGACUCGGAGACGGGCUCGAGUGCGGCGGAGCUGUCGGAGGCCGACUCGUCGCUGGGGCUGUGCGGCAUGUCGUCGUGCAUGUCUGCUCAGACGUCGAUUUCGACGUCGAUGAGCUCGAUCUCCUCGCGCCAUGCAGUGAUUCGUGUGCGUGGCGCGUUGAUUCAGGAGCCCGAAGAGGAGUUCAUGCGCGAGGUGUUGGGUGCCGACCCGAUCGAGCAGCGAUUUGUGGGCAUCAAGGAUGUGGGAGCGACACGAUGGACGGGAGAGCGCCUGCCACUCGCUGCUGUGCAGCCGUUGCAAGAGAGCUCGACCAGGGUCACCACUCGCGAAGGAAAAGCACCUGAACCAACUUCUCACACUUUUGCCUACCAGCCGUCCUUGCCGACCAGCUUUGUGGCUGAGGUCUAUCAGUGCCAUGCUCCGUUCGGAGAAAUGCAGUGUGGUGGCCCACGAGAUCAAAGUUUCGGCAUCAGGUGGCCGUGCUUGAACCCUGAAUCUGUGCAUCACCGUUUGACUUUGUGCGAGGCGAGGUUUCUCCGCCUUUUACCUGCGGUUGCUGCGAGUCGCUCGUGUGCCUGCUUCUCGUGUGUUGAUCCGCAGAAGGACCCUAACUUAUUCCUCCCUGCGAUCCCGCCGCCUCUACGUUUUGUCCUCCCCUUCCUCGUGCCUUCCCUUCACCACAAGCCUUUGCUCCUUCAUCCUCACGACCAGACCUCCAUCCGACUCCUCUUUCUACCUAGCAUUGCUCCACAACGUCAGCUCUGGAUCAUCCAUAAAUCCGUCCACCUCCCGUCAAGCGAGUUCACUCCCACCCCGAUUCUGAUUUCUUCCGAAGCUUUCGAAUCGCCGCCCAAGAUGCCCCAUCUCGCCAUGUCGCUCCGAACCCGCAACGUUCCCGACCCGCUCACCCUCAACGGGCUCCCUAUCGGAUUCAUCCCCGAUGUCGGCUCCGACGGAGGCAACGUCCAGACCAUGGUCGGUAUCAACGGCCUCCUCGCCGGCCGAGGCCAGUCGUACGCCUACGGCUUCUACGACCAGACCAACUACGGAACCAUCUACAACGGCGCCAAGCUGCUCGCCAACGCCGCCGACAUCUACGCCUCGGGGGCCAUUCUGGAAGCGUCGAUCAUGCCCGUCGGGUCGUGGGGCGGGUACACGCAGACGGACACUUCGCAGGCGCAGGCGGUGUGCAAGGUCAUGAAGAAGUUCACCGACGCCGGUGUCGAGGUGAGGUUGAGGUUUGCCCACGAGGUUAACUACUACGUCACUACGGGCGAGUACGCUCCCGGAAACGAUAUGGGCGUUUCGGCGUUCAAGACGGCGUGGGCGCAGGUGAGCGCGGCUUGCAAGAGCAUCGCUCCCGCCGUCAAGAUGUGGUACUGUCCCAACGCUGCCAACUUGACAGUCUACGAACAGUAUCUCCCCGACAACUUCAACUCAACCGUUCAGAUGAUCGGUGUCGAUUACUACCCGCCUUCCAACAACCUCGCUACCGCAUCAAACUACAUCCAGACCGUCAAACCCUUCCACGACAAGUACUCUUCCAGCAGCGUCCCCUUCGUCAUCGCCGAAGCGGGCACCCACGCACAGGGAGCCAGCAUCGAAGACCGAAUCGCCUGGCUCCAAGUCCUCACUUCUGACCAAGUCAAAUCCUCCCUCCCCAACCUCGAAAGCGUCACGUGGUACAACGCUCUCCGCAAAACCGACAUCCUCUCCAACGGCGUCGGCGGCGACUUCCGCAUCCUCGACCCUAACAACGCAACCUUCCCCAACCAGGACGCCCUCAACCUCUUCCCUGUCGUACAGAACGCUCAGGCUAGCAUGUCGGCCGUCUCCGUGGCCACUGCUGCGAGCGCUACAGCUACCAACGCCGCCUCUUCCAGCUUGCCUUCGAGUCUGAGAGGUAGCGGUAGCGGAGGAAGCUCCGGCGCGGGCGAGAGCGGUCGCAAGGUCUCGUUCGCUGGGUUGGCGGUCACUGCCCUCGCUGCCAUCUCGGCCUUGGCCUACGUAUAG
Pseudozyma hubeiensis SY62 is the source of this 6228-nucleotide messenger RNA. Its product is annotated as likely protein kinase. The transcript has 2 exons. Gene Ontology annotation, biological process: protein phosphorylation. Bases 1 to 6228 code for a protein of 2075 amino acids. NCBI's taxonomy places the organism in Eukaryota, Fungi, Basidiomycota, Ustilaginomycetes, Ustilaginales, Ustilaginaceae. The record is from RefSeq and is a predicted model, not a curated record. Gene Ontology annotation, molecular function: protein kinase activity; ATP binding; hydrolase activity, hydrolyzing O-glycosyl compounds.